AUGGCACCUACACUCACAGAUCUGGUUGCAAAAAUUAAUCAAUCAUAUAACUCAAAGGACUUCAGUACUUGUAAGAAACUGCUUCCUGCCGUUAAAAUUGAAUUGAUUAAAAACAAUAUACUCAUUCCUGAUGUCAAUAAUACAAAUGAACAAUACUUGCAAGAUAUCCUAUUCACAAGGAAGAUUUUCGAAAUUGGAGCCUUGGUGAGCAUUUACACGUUGGAUUUUGAGCAAUUCUAUAGUUACUUUGCCCAAUUGAGAACCUUCUAUUUCUCGAAGAAUGAAAAACUAUCCCAAUCGGAAGAUAAAUCAAAGAUUAUUAGCCUUUAUCUCCUGACAUUGCUUUCAGAAGGUGACGUAACCAAAUUCCACAGUGAAUUAGAGUAUUUCGAUAAACACAUUCAAAACAUUGAAGAAGACCAAUUGCUUUCUUACCCAAUCAAGGUCGACAGAUGGUUAAUGGAAGGUUCAUACCAAAAAGCUUGGGGUUUAUUAGAAGCGGGGUCCAAGGUUCCUGAGUUUGACGUUUUCACAAAAACACUAAUGAAUGCUAUCAGAGACGAAAUUGCGAGAAACACUGAAUUGGCCUACAAAAAUCUUCCUUUAACAAGCAUAAAGGCACUGCUGUUUAUAAAUAAUGAGAAGGAAACAGAACUGUUUGCCAAAGAAAGAGGUUGGAAAAUCAGUCGAGGCACUAUCUAUUUCCAUGAAGAAAAUGCCAAUGAAUUAGAUGAAGAAAAACUUGAUAUAGUUGACAAAGCCUUGGACUAUGCUAUAAAUAUUGAAAGUAUUGUAUAG
Nakaseomyces glabratus is the source of this 798-nucleotide messenger RNA. It is a transcript of the gene RPN12, whose product is annotated as proteasome regulatory particle lid subunit RPN12. Gene Ontology annotation, cellular component: proteasome regulatory particle; proteasome regulatory particle, lid subcomplex; cytosol. The record is from RefSeq and is a predicted model, not a curated record. NCBI's taxonomy places the organism in Eukaryota, Fungi, Ascomycota, Saccharomycetes, Saccharomycetales, Saccharomycetaceae. Gene Ontology annotation, biological process: proteasome-mediated ubiquitin-dependent protein catabolic process.